CCUUGUGUCGGGCCAAUGGAGCUGUGUGUGCGGCUCCACUUCUCUGCAGCUAACUUCAGCGGAGUUAGCUCAACCAGCUAAACAGUGACGUGUAUUACAAAUAGCACCUAAAUGUGUACAUGAUGCUGCUAUAAAGUUGGAGUUUUUAGUGAUCCAGUGCAUUAUGUGAUUGUUUAUACAGUUUUUACUUUGACAUUUCCUUGAAUUGUGUCGUGGGAGCAAUAAUGUCCGUCCUUGUUGAAGAUGGACGGGCUAGCUCGACUGUGAUGCGCCUCUUGUUUCUUGUGGCUGUGUCGCUGCUCUUGGUCGGAGUCGCUGCGAUCCCCGAGGAGAUUAAACCGGCUCAAGAACAACCACUUCAAGAGAAAGUCUCAACUACUCGCCCCAUAGGCCCAGUAAGCCCUGAGGAUGACACAAACAAAGGGAACCUGGGCUUCAUCCAUGCCUUUGUGGCUUCUCUCUCCGUAAUCAUUGUCUCUGAGUUAGGAGACAAGACGUUUUUUAUCGCUGCCAUCAUGGCCAUGCGCUAUAACCGCUUGACUGUGCUCACAGGGGCGAUGCUGGCCCUGGCUGUUAUGACUUGUCUGUCUGUACUUUUUGGCUAUGCCACCACCAUCAUACCUCGAAUCUACACCUAUUAUGUGUCCACGGCUCUGUUUGCCAUCUUCGGUAUCCGGAUGCUGCGAGAGGGGCUCAAGAUGAGUCCAGAUGAGGGUCAGGAGGAGCUGGAGGAGGUGCAAGCAGAGAUCAAGAAGAAGGAUGAGGAGCUGCAGCGCUCAAAACUUGUGAACGGGGCUCCAGACGUUGAGGCUGGGGCUGGGACCCCACUGCCUCAGAAGAAGUGGCACAGCGUCAUCUCCCCGAUCUUCAUCCAGGCCUUCACCCUCACCUUUCUGGCCGAGUGGGGCGAUCGCUCCCAGCUGACCACUAUCAUUCUCGCUGCCCGGGAGGACCCCUUUGGUGUGGCUGUUGGCGGCACAUUUGGUCACUGUUUGUGCACCGGACUGGCUGUAAUCGGAGGGAGAAUGAUCGCUCAGAAAAUCUCAGUUCGAACGGUGACCAUCAUUGGAGGAAUCGUCUUUUUGGCCUUUGCCCUUUCAGCUCUGUUCAUCAAGCCGGACACUGGACUCUGAGUGGAUCAUACUUAUUCAGGUUUAUUCUGUACAUAAAUGUAAAUGUGAGUACAUUGCUGUGUUGUUUUAAUCCUCCUAUACAAAUGUCCAACAGAUCAGGAGCCAAUGUCUGUAACUCAGUGGAAUCUACCAUAGAGGGACCUUUGCAUUUAUAACAAGUGUUUCUUAUUUUUUUCUCUGGUACAUUUAAUUUGGGGUUAGGACUUUCUCAGAGUAAUGGCUGGAUUAUUGCUCAAAAUGCCUCAACGGUGACCACCUACUGUUAAUUUAGAUUGCAUUUCAUUAAUAGACUUGCGCUAUUGGGUAACCACUGAGCAUAACCAUUUUAUUUCAUGUUUGUUCUGAAACCUGAAAUAUGGGUUAAGUUUUGUGUGUAGCUGUUUUAAAUUUCAAAUAUUUACCAGUUUCGAGAGCUUGAUUAGCCAUGUCUGUGUACAUCUUGUUUCAUGAAUUUUACAGUGAAAUGGAAAAUGUGCUUAAACAUACUGCAUUUAUGAAUGGGUGGUUACCGUUGAUUUCUAAUGUCAUUUCAACUGUGUGAGUGAUCUGGUUUGUUACUGUAUAAAACUGUGGUUUAUGUCUACAGUUAAACUCUGCCUUUUUGAUUUUAAUUUAAAUUAAGUGUUGCAUCUGCGGAUAGUAAACAAGCUAUAUUUUAAGUAAAUAUUUUAGCUGUGGUCCUGAAACCAAUUCUUUAGAUGUUUUCAUUUUGAAUUUUAUUGUUCAGAUACUGUAUUAUGUUGUAAGUCUCCUCUCCAGACACCAAGGGGAGCCACAUCCUAUGUUUAAGCAAUCAGUAAUGGUCCUAUCUUUAAAAUCUACAUAGAAAUUAUUGCAAAAGCCGAAGUUAAAUCUGUCAGCUGGACAAAACGGUGUAGGAGUGAAGACGUUUUGCUGCUCAUCCAAGCUGUUUCUUCAGUUCUGGACAGAUUGCUGGUGGACACUGCCUUAUAUGUAUCAGAAAGGAGGAGCUAACCACACUGAAACUGGAAACAGCUAUUGUCUCCAGUUUCAGCCUUAACGGUCCUGUUCAACUUUUAAUGGCACUAAUGGCUCACGCUACACAUACACAGAAAUUGCAAAUUACCUCCACUGUCUCUGCUAACACUCAGAAAUCUCUACUACUAUUGAUUUAAUAUUAUAAUCCAUUUUUGUUAAUUAAAAUGGAGAUAAAUUUAAAUUUCUAAACCAAUCUAUAUUUGAAUAAUUAAUUAAAAUUUACUUUAGUUACAGCAUUUGGCUUUUGUCAUUAUCUCUGAAAAUUAGAAGCCUGUGUGAAGUUAUUUGCUACAUAAUUAUUAAAAUGGGAUAUCACUCCCUUUGGUCUCCCAGCAGCAAUUUGCCCACCUGUAUUUAAGAUUUAAAUUUUAUUUAUUUACCCUUCCUUCUGGGGGAAAGUUCUCUAAACAGAGGGGAAGCGGUCAUUGUAGCAAGUGAAAUAUUUUUUUUAAGGAUCAGGCUAUGGCUGCAUUGUCAAUAUUUGACAGUCUGCACCCACUGUGUAGUAGUAAUUCAGAAAUCACUGAUUGUAAUACUGGUUGGGUGAAAUUCAAAUCAAUAAAACCUUUUGAAAUGGUGU
Periophthalmus magnuspinnatus is the source of this 2712-nucleotide messenger RNA. It is a transcript of the gene tmem165, whose product is annotated as transmembrane protein 165. The record is from RefSeq and is a predicted model, not a curated record. Gene Ontology annotation, cellular component: Golgi apparatus. Gene Ontology annotation, molecular function: calcium ion transmembrane transporter activity; manganese ion transmembrane transporter activity. The transcript is spliced from 6 exons. Gene Ontology annotation, biological process: Golgi calcium ion homeostasis; manganese ion transmembrane transport; calcium ion transmembrane transport. NCBI's taxonomy places the organism in Eukaryota, Metazoa, Chordata, Actinopteri, Gobiiformes, Gobiidae. Bases 225 to 1133 code for a protein of 302 amino acids.